This is a messenger RNA of Kwoniella mangroviensis CBS 8507, 993 nucleotides long. RefSeq lists its product as uncharacterized. Gene Ontology annotation, biological process: negative regulation of transcription by RNA polymerase II; rRNA processing. NCBI's taxonomy places the organism in Eukaryota, Fungi, Basidiomycota, Tremellomycetes, Tremellales, Cryptococcaceae. The coding region runs from base 1 to 993 and encodes 330 amino acids. Gene Ontology annotation, molecular function: DNA binding. The record is from RefSeq and is a predicted model, not a curated record. Gene Ontology annotation, cellular component: nucleolus. The transcript has 4 exons.
AUGACAUUGAACAGAUGCGAUGCUUGUGCCGAUACGGUCAAGAAGCCAAAGCUCGAUCAGCAUAGAAAUCGAUGUCAUGCUUCAUUCACUUGUUUAGACUGCUCGACCACUUUCAGAAACCCUGGGGAAUACAAGAGCCAUACUACUUGUGUCUCCGAGGCUGAGAAAUACCAAGGAGCAUUGUACAAAGGUCCCAAAAAGAACGGACAAACCCAGACAUCCUCCCAAUUCCAGAACCCCGCUGCUCCUUCACCUGCCCCUGCCUCUACUCCUGCUGCAGCUGCCGAACCAGCACCGACCGCCGCAAGCUCAUCCAUACAUCCAUCCCGAUUGAACCAGCUCAAUGCACCCGAACCACAGUACUCACAGCGUGGUGGUCCACCUGGGCGAGGGGGUAGAGGUGGUAGAGGUGGAUUCCAAAGAGGUAGUUUCGGACGUGGAGGUGGAUUUGCUGGAUUCGAGAGGUCAUACGCUACAGAUAUGAACAAGAUGGCUCCAUCUAGUGGAAUGAGAUCAUGGGGAGGAUCACCGGCGGAGACCACGCCUAAUCCUGAGGCUCCCAGUGCUACCGAGGUCGCCCAGUCGAAUAUUGUCCCUUCAUCUUCCGUCAAUGGAGAUGCAGAUGCGGAUAAGAAGAAGAAGAGGAGCAGGAAGGGAGAUAAAGGCGGUACAGGUGCAAAGGCGAACUCAAAGAACCCUAAGAAUGAUGAUAAUGCCCAGUCGUCUGAACCUCAGAACAAGAAGCGAAAAUUUGAAGAGUCAGAAACUACUGCGAUUCCAGCUACAGCUAUGAAUGGAGAAUCUACAGACGUCCCUUCCAAGACAAUCAAGAGGUUGAAGAAGAGAUUCGGUAAACUGGAAGAGAAAGAGUUGACUUUGGGUCAAUGGAUCGACGCUCUUGGUAAAGAUAAGGAGAGGAAUGUGGAUUCAUCAGAUAUAUUGAAAGCUUUGAAGGUGACCAAGAAAGAUGGUCACUUCGUCCUUACCAUCUAG